Entelurus aequoreus (snake pipefish) is the source of this 4917-nucleotide messenger RNA. RefSeq lists its product as uncharacterized. Bases 414 to 2594 code for a protein of 726 amino acids. The record is from RefSeq and is a predicted model, not a curated record. The transcript is spliced from 9 exons. Lineage: Eukaryota; Metazoa; Chordata; Actinopteri; Syngnathiformes; Syngnathidae.
AAAGCGUAAAAAACAGAAAAAGCAAGCGGAUAGAGUCAACUUAGAAGGAACGGAUAGUGAGGGAAGUGGUACACCAAUAGCAAGUCAGAGUGAGGAAUAUAAAAUUAUCAUCAAACUUUCUCAAGACGGUGCGUCGUUCGUCCCACACUCCAGUCCAGUAGGUGGCGGUAAUGCACCUUUGUUGGUUUGCCAACCGCCAAUAAACUCCAUAGAAGAAGAAGAAGAAGACACACUAGAAGGUUGCUUGCAACCGCCAUUAAACAAAAGAAGAAGAAAAAAAAGUAUUUUCAUUCUGUCUGACUGGCCUAACAGCUUCGUCAUAACACAUUUACGUUACGUUGGAUUUUCACUUUAUAUUCGGUUAUGUUAUCCGGUUCCUGGUCUUUUAUUAGAUUUAUUUAACACACACGAGCAUGUACCGUCCCGAUCAGCCAGUUGGCGUUCCGCGGCCUUUUGGGGUACCUCAACAUCACAACAGCCUGUACAAUGCCGGGGCUCCUUGUCUGCCUCCGAUACAUUUUCCUCCUGCACCGUGUGGAACAUUUUCGUCCUCGCCGAUGCCGGGCAAUCAAUUUCUACUCAACAGCCCUCCAGGACCUCAUCCAGUCAAUCCCCACUGUAGCAGCUUCCCCAUGGACCCUAAUACAGCGAUUUCUGCAGGAGGCAGCCAGCCGCUUGCCUCUCCAGCGCCAUGGAAUCUCCCUCCUGCCAAACAUCGACCAGACAACAGUGACCAUGCUGGUGAAGAGUUCUUGAGAUGUAUUGCCCAAAAUAAACCUUUUCCCGACUACCUUAAAGGAAACAUGGCCUGCAACCUGGCGGAUGCGUUAAAGUCGGCAAAUGUCCUAAAAGAGGCUGUCAAAUCAGAUCGUGUUUAUCAGAAGCAUUUGACCAGAAGCAAAAGUCGGAGCAGAAGUCGAAGCCAUGGCCGUAGCCGUGGAAGAUCUCGAUGCAAGAGUCGUGGACGAAGCCGAAGCAAAGGAAGGAGUAAAAGUUGUGUUCGUGGUAAAAGUCGUGCAAGAAGCAAAAGCAGAGUUCGAAGCCGAAGCCGAAGCAAGAAAAAUCGCACAAGGAGCAAAAGCAGACAUAGGCGUUCGACAUCACAAAGUAGCAGUAGCAGCAAGAGACAGCAUGGCAAAGACAACAAACAGGAAAGGAGUCCCAAGCACAGCAAUGGUGGUGCUAGUUGUAGUAGUAGUCUCCAAAGCAAUAGUUUGUUGGACGGACUAAAACUGGUCAUGAACAACAAAGACCUGGAAGAGCGGCUGCCCACUCUCAAAGAUGCAGUCCUCACAAUUCAGGCCUCUGAUAAACGCCUAGAAAUGCAACAUCCCAAAAUGGAGACUUCAACGUCGUCUGAAAUUGAGAGCAUGGUCCUGCCUCAUGACAGAGUAGGCAGUGACUUCUCUUGGCUUCAGCCCCAAAGUCAGAUGACGACAAGAGCUGAUGAAUAUGAAGACGAGGAGUCUUUCUUGUAUGGGAAUGAAGACGCAACAGACAAAAUGUUUGCCACUUUCCCAACUGGAGACUUGGUCAAACCAGACUGUGACAAAAAGAAGAGCUGCAAUCUGGGCAGCCAGCAGCAUCUCAGUAAUAAAUCAGAUUUCAGUAUUUCGGGUGGUCAGCUAUAUUCGAGCCAAGCCUUUCCUUCUCUGGACAACAAAGAAUGUGAGAAGCUAAAAAAUAUAUUAAAAGGUUUGCGCAAAACACAAAGUAGUAAUUCAACGGAAAAGACAGCCUGCCACAGUGAAGGAAAACCGUUGAUUUCUGCGCAAACUCUCAGUUCAGUCCCAUUGGUCGCUCCCUCAGGAUUACCACCUCAGCACAAACACAAUAUACGCCAAGCUUUGGUUUCUUUACAGUCACUCAUUAAAGUAACCAAAGAGAAACGGGAAAAGAGCGAAGGGGUUGGAAUAUCUCAGUCAUCCUGCACUCAACACAAGUCUGAUGAGGAAACCAAAAGGAACAAAGUGAAACAAAGCAAAAUACAUCAAGUUGAAGUGUUGACGAAAGAAGUUGGGACAUUGUUCAAAGAGGACGGAUUUGGUUUCCUUUCACCAGUGAUUGGUUUUUACUGCCAGAUAUGUGAGGAGUUCAUCGGCGAUUUGAAUGGUGCUGAAAGUCACGCAGCCGCCCACUGCCAACGAAACAUCGGCCGUAAAACGCAGGCGAAUAAACAUAGCGAAGAUGCUAAACAGCACUUAAGUCUGAAAGACAACAAGGGCCACAGUGGUACUGAAAGAGGAGACAAAGGGAAGGACAGAAUCAAACAGGAGGAUGAUUACAUUGCUCACAGGCAUGAGCAGAAGAAUCAUAUGUGGAAGGAGAUCAAGAAAGAGAGGAUGCUCAUUACUGUCUCUCGUUGUGUUACAUCUCCAAAUGUAGAGGAGCAGAACAAGGAUCAGCGUGUUGAAAGCCAUGCCAAAGUUAGGGAGGACACAAGAAGUAAAGGAACAUCCAAUGAGAAAAAGCUAAAAGAUGCAAAGGAAAAACAUGAAAGUAGCGACGACAGCCACGACGACAAACGAAAGGUUUCGAAAGAAAAGUCACACAAAAAGAAAAAGGACAAAAAGAAGAAGAAAAAGAAGAAUUAGUCGUAAGUCAUGUGUCGUUGGUUUUAUUAUUCCUUUUAUGAAUUUCCAAGUUCCUUUUUAUGUUAAAAAUCAGCAACUUGUUUUUGUUGGCUUGUUUACUAGAUUAGGAGAUACAUCAGCUGUGGGUAUUGAUUAGUCAGGUAUGAAAGAGUGCAAGGCAAAGAGCUAUCACUUUGAUGUCUGAACUUCCCGUAAAAAGAUUAAUCAUCAUGUCUUAAGUUCGCCACACUCUGGUUAAAAGGGUUCGAUGACAAUUGUAAUUACCAACAAUAACCAACAUUGUAACAUAAGUCCAAAAAGACAAGAAUAAUCAUAGGUCACCGGUAAACAACAUAAACAGAUCUCUGAGCUCAGUGUAUCGUAAAUUCAAAUACUGUAUAUUUCUCCCUGUAAAUAAACCGUUUUUCACAAGUUUUAGUGACCUGUGUUUCAGAUUUUGCUAUCCUUUGCUGAACCUUCCAUGUAUAUAUCAUAAGACAAAAUGUUUUAUAUUUUGAAUUGUUUUGCCUUUGGUGUCCAUAUUGGGGUCAUAUCGUUUUUGAAAAGAAGAUCAGUCGUGUGUGCUCAGUUCACUAAUAAAAAAAGAUAACAUGUUAUUUUCUUUUGCAGUGCUCUGCUGCUAAUAACACUCGCAUGUUUUUUCAUAUGUCAACCUGGACUUUUCAUUAUGGCAAUUUUUUCAGUUAUGUUUUUGUUCAUAUCUGGUGACAAUCAACAAACUCCACAAAGAUUUCAAAGAACGCUGUCAUAUACAAUAAACAAAGGUACCUGUAGAUUACAAACAAGUUUGUUUUACGAUCAAACUUAUUUACCAGCGAGCAGUCAACCUCUCAACUAUCUAGGCAGGACCCUGUGGGUGGUCACGGCAAGGUGUGAGAGGCAGGCGUUUAUUUUAGUAUGUUUCUUUAUUAAAAAAUUAAAAUUAAUACAAUACACAAACCUCCUUAAAAUGGGGAAAGACGAGGAAACAAUGUACCCCCAAAAAGACCCUAAAUAGGCCCCAUAGUAUCCAAAAACAGACCACCUUCCCUGUGAGUCCCAGAGAACCCUUAAUAGGAUGCACACACAAAUUCCUAGCAAAAAGUCAAGUGAACAACACAGCAACAUUUUCAGUCCUUGCCUGUGGAAAUGGUUCCAACAUGUAUUUCAAAAGAAAGUAUUACAGUUCUUGGGAUAGUCCCGUCAUACAGGGAAAAAAUGCAGAGAAAGGUUGCUGCUCAUUUGAAUCUGUCGCUCUCAUUGAGUGAAGUAGAGUCAACACGAUCAGGUCUGCAGUGACCACUUGGUCAAUGUCUGUAUGAAUUUAAAAUGUUUACGAUUUAUUUACUUUUCUUAUCCUCAAUACACUGUAGUACUUUGGGAUGCGUGUUUAAUUGGUUUUGUGAUGCAGCUUAUACCUUGAAAGAUGUGUAUUGUUAAACCGCGUCGCCCAUUGAAAUGAAUUAAAAUCUAUUUAAUUGGUGCUUGGCCCUUCCAAAACAUCACAAUUUUAACAUGUAACAUGCCUUUUAGAAUUAAAAAUAACAUUUUAGAUAAGACAUAUUGUAUGAAAAACAAUACAAUAGAAUGUACUGCAAACAACUGUAGUUUUGUUGUAAUAUAAUAAUGUACAGCAAUUGCGUUGGACAGUCCGGCUGCUUUGGAAUACACACUAUCAGCAGCUUCUUGAUAUUUUAAUGGAUAAAUGUCCGUUGUUUAGAAUUUUUUACCACGUUUUUGCUAUUAUUAUAUCCUUUAUUGACUCAUUCUGCCUCAUUAUGGUGCCAAUCAGUGACGUGCGGUGAGGUUCAUGGCUGGUGAGGCACUGACUUCAUCACAGUCAGAUUUACAAACAUAUGAACCCUAAAGAGUAUCUUAUUCACCAUUUGAUUGGCAGCAGUUAACGGAUUAUGUUUAAAAGCUCAUACCAGCAUUCUUCCCUGCUUGGCACUCAGCAUCAAGGGUUGGAAUUGGGGAUUAAAUCACCAAAAAUUAUUCCCGGGCGCGGCGCCGCUGCUUCCCACUGCUCCCCUCACCUCCCAGGGGGUGAACAAGGAGAUGGGUCAAAUGCAGAGGACAAAUUUCACCACACCUAGUGUGUGUGUGACAAUCAUUGGUACUUUAACUUAACUUUAACUUUACACAUACAAACUGUAGUACACAAAAAAGCAUAUUUAAUAAAAAAACGUUAUUAUGGUCUUACCUUUACUUAUAAAUGAAGUCCAUACCCCGCUGUUGUGCUGGAUUAAUGCACUCCCGUCAUAGAAUGCACCCCCCGACGGGAGUGUUAUAUCAACUAAAGCCCACACUUAAACUUUCCACGUGCAAGAUUUAAUCUAUUUAA